UAUUGGUGCGCGCUCGUGUGUGACGCAUUCAGCUCGCAGCCAUGAUACUCGGACUGCACUGAAAACAUGGUGUCGUACAGGGAUUGUCAUUCCUAUGCGUUGUUUAAUAUCGUUCUUCUUUUCUUAACCUCUCAUUUGACGCGAGGACAGGACAAUGCUGACUGUCCAGCAGAUGGGCGCACAUGGCUGCCAUUUGGCGUGAACUGUUUUCACUUCGUGCAUGGAGCAGAAGACGUGGCCAAAACCUAUUCUUUUGACGACGCGAAACUCAUGUGCGAAGGAUAUGAUCUCUUGACAGUUAAAAGUGCUAAGGAGAAUGACUUCAUCGUCCAUUACAGCCCUAAUGUGUGGAAGGGCAAUGUAAAUAUUUGGCGGAUGCACUAUGACAGCGAUGAUGAUGUGUUCAGGUGGAAUGACGAUGACAGUGUUUUGCUGUAUAAAAACUGGGAAGCUGGAGGUUCAGAUGACACUGAUCUUCCUCUCAUGGACACAUGUGUUGCUCUUCACUCCAGCACGGGACAAUGGGAAAAUAUCAGCUGUUCAGAUGAGCCAGAGAAUGGCGUCGUGUGUCAGACGAAGGCCAUCUGGACAAGCGCACCAAAGAGUAGUCCUCUCCUCUCAGCUCUGGUCAUCAUCAGUGUGGCUUUAAUUCUCGUGGUCUCUGCCGUGGUUUGGUUUCUACAGCAGAGGCACAACCUGGGUUCAUCAAUCCUCACCCUCACCGAGUAUCACCACCCCUUCGGAUCUCCGUCCGCUGAUCAGACGUGCUUAGUAGAAGCUGAAGAAAUCGAAGAUAUCCCUUAAGAGCUCAAAUCUCUGUUUUAAUAGCCAUGGCCAGGUUAGAAGACACAGCAGGACUGUAUGUAAGAUUAUGAUCUUUUAUGACCUUCACUGGGAGCUCCUCAGCUAUGUCCGUCAAAGAAAAAAACUCAGAGGCACACCACCUGUUUUGGGUGUAUUGGAGUAGGGCGUGUUCUCAUGCAGUAAAGCCAAAAGUGUUAGGUUUUCUUUACCCAGGAAAAUUAAAGGAAUAGUUCACCCAAAACUGAUAACUCUUUCAUUAUUAAAUUUACGUCAUAACAAAACUGUAUGACUUGAACGUUGCUAAUUCAUUGCACUCAUUGACCUCUCUUAAAUGGCAACAAAACCACAAAGAGACAUUUUUCAAAAUAUAAACAGACUUGUAUAUUGUUUUAGAUGACAUGGACUACAGUUGAAAGACAGAUUUUCUUUGGGGGGUAGAGCUUUCCCUUUAGAUUCAUUGAUCUUUAUAGUAUUUCCCUCAAAGCUCACUGUGUUGUUGUUACUUGGCUUUAUUUAAAAUGGUUAUUUCUGUAAGAUUAUUUUGAUGGAUCAGGAGUGAAUCGAAGGCCCCUUUAAAAUGCUAUCAGUCAUAGAAAACCUUCUAUUCAGUUUUUUUUGCUCAAUGGCAAGACUACACUAGACAAAACCUGUCAAAUCACCAGAUAACACUGCAGGAAUAAGUCCCUAUUUAAGAAUAGAUUAUUAAAAAUAAUAAGGCUGCCAUUAUUUUGUCAUUCUAAUGUCAUUUUAAACAUACACACUGUUGUAUUAUUAUGGCAGUUUACUAAGAACUAGUACAUUUUCCAUACAACAAUAAUAUAGAAAGGCCACAUCUGUCAAGCACCUACAAGGAUGAGGUACAUUAUUACAGCCAAUAAUAUUUCUCUUCUGCUGCAGAACUAACGGAGCCUCGUGUUUAUGUUGUGAAAUUAAAAUGGGAGGUUUGUUCACUGUCGAUUUAUCUUGUUCAGUCAAAUCAUGUUCUGUCUGUCUCAAUAGUUUUCUUAGCAGAAAAUAUAACAAAAUAAAAAUGAUAUCUGUUUGCACUUCAUAAUGAACGCUGAGCGUGUUGUUGAAAGUUUGGAUCUGCCACCAAUAGUGUUCUGUAUCUAUCAAUGAAAUUCUGUAAACAUUAAAUAAAUCUUUAUUUUUGCAUAUAUGAA
Messenger RNA from Triplophysa dalaica, 1967 nucleotides. RefSeq names its product CD302 molecule (gene cd302). Gene Ontology annotation, molecular function: signaling receptor activity. Lineage: Eukaryota; Metazoa; Chordata; Actinopteri; Cypriniformes; Nemacheilidae. The record is from RefSeq and is a predicted model, not a curated record.